Messenger RNA from Camellia sinensis, 2589 nucleotides. RefSeq names its product putative pentatricopeptide repeat-containing protein At5g37570. Lineage: Eukaryota; Viridiplantae; Streptophyta; Magnoliopsida; Ericales; Theaceae. The record is from RefSeq and is a predicted model, not a curated record. Gene Ontology annotation, molecular function: protein binding; RNA binding. Gene Ontology annotation, biological process: RNA modification.
GUUUGGUUGUAAAAUUGGCAUUCGCCACAUUUGAACACGAAGGAGCCGUUGCUGAUCGAAGCUAUUCUCGCAGCCCUUUCAACACCCCUAUGGAUUGGAUUGACCCCUGAGCAUUAGGGUUUGAUUUGAGAGUUUCAAGCUUCCAUGAAUUCUCAACAAUCAAUUUGAAUCAUUUACCGAAACAAACUGUAGUUUCUGCCGAUUCGACCUAAUUGAAAAACGAAAUCUCGAUGUCAGCUUUUGCUCAAUCUUCAUGAAACCAUUGUCAAUCCCAAAUUUGCUUUCGGCUUGCAAAAGCAUCCGAAACCUCGAACAAGUCCACACUCAAAUCAUCCACAAAGGCGCAGAGCAAGACCACUUCGUCAUUACCCGAUUCAUCUCUCUCUGUACCUCACUCUUUUCCAACAUUUCUUACGCAUCCAGCGUAUUUGAUCGCGUUUUGCAACCCAAUAUCUAUCUAUGGAACACUCUCAUCAAAGGGUACUGCAAACACUCGUCUCUCGCACAAUGUAUAUCAGUUUUUCUUCGAAUGAAACAGAGUGGGAAUGUUGUUCCUGACGAAUAUACUUUUCCCUCAUUGCUCAAAGCUUGUUCGAGCGAAUUGGCGUUAAAGGAAGGUCAGGCGAUUCAUGGGUUGAUCGUGAGGUACGGUACUGAGCACGAUGUUUUUGUUGGGUCGAGUUUGGUUGAUUUGUAUGGAAAGUGUCGAGAGAUUGAGUUUGCGCGCAAGGUUUUUGAUGGAAUGUGUGUGAGAAACGAGGUUUCUUGGACUUCUAUGAUUGUUGGGUAUGUGAAUGCAGGUGAUUUGAUUGAAGCAAAGAAGCUAUUUGAUGUAAUGCCUAAGAGAAAUAUGGUUUCUUGGAAUGCCAUGAUUAGUGGGUUUGUGAGAUUUGGUGAUUUGAAGGGUGCUAGGAAGUUGUUUGAUGAAAUGCCUGAGAGGAAUGUGGUUUCGUUCACGGCAAUGAUUGAUGGGUUUGCCAAGGCUGGUGACAUGGCUUCAGCAAGGUUUUUGUUUGAUCAAUCUCCGGUGAAGGACAUUGUUUCUUGGUCAGCGUUGAUAUCUGGGUAUGUUCAGAAUGGUCAGCCUAACGAGGCUGUUGAAAUUUUUCUUAAAAUGCAGUCGAUGAAUAUUAAACCGGAUGAGUUCAUAGUGGUUAGCUUGAUGUCUGCUUGUUCCCAAAUCGGUAGUUUGGAACAGGCUAAAUGGGUUGAUUCUUAUGUGAGCCAAAGCUCACUUGACCUCCAUCAAGUUCAUGUUCUUGCAGCUCUUAUAGACAUGAAUGCAAAGUGUGGGAAUAUGGGUAGAGCAACAAUGUUAUUUGAGAAGAUGCCUAAGAGGGAUUUGGUUUGUUUUUGUUCUAUGAUACAAGGCCUGUCAAUUCAUGGGCACGGUGUUCAGGCAGUUUCCCUCUUUCGUAGGAUGAUAAAUGAAGGCAUUACUCCAGAUGAUGUGGCUUUUACAGUCAUUCUGAAUGCUUGUAGUCAUGCAGGACUUGUUGAAGAGGGUUGCCGAUUUUUUGAUUCUAUGAUAAAUGAAUACUCUCUAGUUCCUUCAACUUAUCAUUAUGCUUGUAUGGUGGAUCUUCUUGGCCGGUCUGGAAAGCUAAGAGCAGCUUACGAGCUAUUGAAAUCAAUGCUUGUGGAACCUCAUGCUGGUGCUUGGGGUGCACUUCUUGGGGCUUGUAAGCUACAUAAUGAUAUUGAAUUAGGGGAGGAGAUAGCUGCUCAACUUUUUGAGAUUGAGCCUCACAAUGCUUGUAGUUAUGUGUUGUUGUCAGACAUCUAUGCAGCAGCAGAUCGGUGGUUGGAUGUUUCAUUUUUAAGGAGCCAAAUGAUUGAAAUGGGGGUAAAAAAGAAACCUGGUCGUAGUUUGAUAUACUCAGCGAAGCCUAGUGUAUGGUAUCCUUACGAGUCUGUUCAGUGAAGACUGUAAUUGGCAUGAAGAAGACUUUGGCCUUCUAUAAUGGGAAUCCCAUUGGGCAGAGGACUAAUUGGGUAAUACACAAGUAUUGCGCAACCAAUAAGGAGCUCAACAACACUAAAGUGCGGCCAGGGGUCGGUUGAGUGAGAGCAUAAGAGCAGAUUUGAUGGGAAAAUGCAUACAUGCAAUCACGAAAUGCAUACAAUAAUGCUCUGCUCGGUUGCUCAAUGAGUUGAAGGAUAAUCUUAAAGAUAUAGUGUUGCCAAAUUACAAGCGAGCAAUUAUUUUGUCUUACCAGUUGAGGGAGGAAAAAUGAGCUGAAGAAGAAGCAUCGGGCCCAGGUCAGCCAGGUUGACAAUGCUUCUGCUAGGUCUUACCAACUUGCGCCACAUGGCUGGUCAGAGGCCCCAACCUCAUAACCUAAGAAGAUAGAUCACUUGGCUCAUCUUUACAUCGCAAAGAACAUUGUCAACUUAGUGCAGAUCUCGUACACAAAUUGCUCUCAGUAGUCAAGUGGAAAGUGCUAAUCGCACAAAGUGGUUGUGUAAAUUAAAGAAGAGUCUAGUUUAUACAUUCUUGAGCUCAAAUUGUUGUAGUGUGGCUCAAAUUUUUUUAUGUAUUACAAUUUAAGCGGGUUAGUUUCACAGUUUGGAUCUCUGCCAGGUUAU